This is a messenger RNA of Entelurus aequoreus (snake pipefish), 2565 nucleotides long. RefSeq lists its product as uncharacterized. The transcript is spliced from 9 exons. Bases 204 to 2396 code for a protein of 730 amino acids. Gene Ontology annotation, biological process: receptor guanylyl cyclase signaling pathway; cGMP biosynthetic process; intracellular signal transduction. Lineage: Eukaryota; Metazoa; Chordata; Actinopteri; Syngnathiformes; Syngnathidae. The record is from RefSeq and is a predicted model, not a curated record. Gene Ontology annotation, molecular function: guanylate cyclase activity; peptide receptor activity.
CAUUAUAAGACACGUGUAUUGUGUUUUAUUUGCAAGUUGUACUUUUAAAACAGGUUUGGAGUAAAUCAAAAUCAGUAAUUAACGCUUUUAUUUUGAAGCACAGAAGCGGAAACGACCAACGCGCUGUGGCUGUCUUUAUACUUUUUCAGCAGGACGAGGAUCCAUCCUGUGCGAUGUGAGAAGUCAUCUCUGCAGUUUGUCUCAUGUCCACUCUGGAAUUGAUGAAAAAGGAGUGCUUUGCCUCAGGGGCCUCAGGGGCCUUAGGGGCCUUGUCCUCUGCUUCUUUGAAGAGAAGAUUGAUCCGGAGGAAGAGAGUCGCUCCAAGGGCCAACUCUCAGGAGGUGACCGCCGACUGUCAGCCGUGCAGGUGUUCCAUAUUGUCCGACUCUGGGAGCGGGAGAACUGUUCGACGGGUUCUGACGGCCUGCCUGCUGUCCUUCCUGGCCCUGCUGGGCUCCGUGUCCAUGGACCUGGGCUCCAACUUCCACCUGCUCCACUCCACGCAGGCCGCUCACGGCGAGCUCGCGUCUUGCAGAACGGCGGCCAUCUUGCGCCUGCUCGGUAAGCUUCAAGCCGCGCGCCGCCUGCUCGGGAAAGACCACGCCAACGUCUCGGCAUGGGACCUCUGCAGUGAUGCCGCGACUGGCGGCGACGGCUACGGGCUCCCGUGCGACCACGAGACAGGCGCACUUUGCCAGGAGAUGGCGAGGACCGUGGGCGGGUUACUUGGAACAGGUGACAACCACACCUGCGACCUAUCUGCGGUGAUCGGAGGACUUCUUGAUAUGUGGGGACCGGUAGAAGAUACUUUGACCAGAGCCAGACGCGACUCCAACUGGAGGGAUGUUCUCGCUGCCAGACUCCUGCUCACAUUCAAAGAACUCAACCACCAGCUGAUGGACGUCCCCCACGAGCUGGAUCUACCAGACUUCCAGGACAGGUGGGCUUUUUUCUUGAAGCACUUGAGCUUUGCGGCGCUCAUGACGGAACAACUCAACGACUGCUGGUUGGAGAACAUCGACCGAAAAUUCAACGCCAGCCGGCGUUUCAAACACCUUCUGGACACCGACCUGUGGGAGUUCUCUCCGGGGAAAGACCUACCCGGGUCAGGCCUUGGACUCCAAGCUCUGACGGACACCGAGCACUGCCUGUUUGCUGGCGCGGCGCCGGCACUCAGGAAGGCGUCUCGGUCCUUGGCGUCGCGCCUCAGCAUGAAGAUCAGCCUGCUGGCCAUCGCCUGCCUCAGCUACCCGCUGGUCAUGUUCUCCUUCAAGCAGAUGACCGAGUGGAUACACGACUACGCCCGCAGACUGAAGGACAAGACCGAGGACUUGAGGCGUCAGAGGCAACUGGCCGAGGACCUGCUGCACCAAAUGCUGCCCAAGACCGUGGCCAGACAACUCCGCCGGCAGAAACACGUGGAGGCCGAGAGCUACGAGAAGGUGACCAUUUUCUUCUCGGACAUCGUUGGCUUCACGUCCAUCUCAGCCUCCUGCACUCCUCUGCAGGUGGUGGGCAUGCUCAACAACCUCUACCUCUGCUUUGACACGCGCAUCGACUCUUACGACGUCUACAAGGUGACACCACACAACUGCACAUCUUCUUACCACUUCUACAAGGUUGAAACCAUCGGUGAUGCGUACAUGGUGGCCAGCGGUCUUCCCGAGAGGAACGGAGACAGACACGCCGAUGAGAUCGCCAAGAUGGCGCUGGAUCUGGUGGCGGCCGUCAGACAAGUGUCCAUCCCUCACAUGCCCGACCAGAGGCUGCAGCUGCGAGCUGGAAUCCACACAGGUCCGUGCGUGGCAGGAAUAGUGGGCUCCAAGAUGCCAAGAUACUGCCUGUUUGGGGACACCGUCAACACCGCCUCCAGGAUGGAGUCCACCAGCCUGCCUCAGAAGAUCCAUGCCAGCUCAGAGAGCUACUUGGCGCUGGCCAAAGACAACGCCUACGAGCUGCAGCUGCGUGGAGAGAUCGAAGUGAAGGGUAAAGGUAAGAUGAACACUUACUGGCUGCUGGGCCACAAGAACUUCAGCGUCCAGAAUGACAGUCUAGUCUGUCACUGGAACCCAAACAAGGCCAGGAAGAAGAAGAAGCUUCUGGCAAGCAGUGACGUCUCUGUGGGCAACUCGUCAGUGACCGUGCAGAGCCAGAGUGAGAAGGUCUCCCUUCCCUCCAAUCCAAGUCCUCCACAGCCCGGGUGUGACCACGCAGGCCCGAGUGUGACGGGGCCCCCAGGCACUAUGGGCUCCAUGACCAGGGGCCUGCAGGGAAGUGUGACGGGGCCCCCAGGCACUAUGGGCUCCAUGACCAGGGGCCUGCAGGGAAGGGAGGAGUCCUCCCAGUCCAGAAGCAGAGCUGGCGAGGAGAACCACAACAAGCUGGACCUGACGUAGCACAACAAGUCAGUCCAAGCAACUUGGCUUCUUCAUUCUCCAUUCUGCGUUGUCAUGGCAACACACGGGGGCGUGGCUUCAGUACAGGGCUGUCCUAACCUGAUGAUGGCUAACAGCAUGUGGCACAUUCCAAAUGUACUAGACGUAAAACACUUUUCCAAGUAUAAUA